Molecule: messenger RNA, 297 nt
Organism: Diaporthe citri
Lineage: Eukaryota; Fungi; Ascomycota; Sordariomycetes; Diaporthales; Diaporthaceae
Exons: 3
Coding region: 1-297 (98 amino acids)
Biological process (GO): fatty acid metabolic process
Molecular function (GO): long-chain fatty acyl-CoA binding
Source: RefSeq, a predicted model, not a curated record
AUGUCUUUCGAAAAGGCCAUCGCCGACUCCAAGAAGCUCACCUCCAAGCCCUCCAACGAGGAGCUGCUGGACCUCUACGCCCUCUUCAAGAUCGCAAACGGCGAGGACAUCUCCAAGGCCCCUGCGCCCGGCAUGUUCGACCUGAAGGGCAAGGCGAAGAAGAACGCCUGGCAGAAGAAGGUCGACGAGGACGUCACCCAGGAGCAGGCCAAGGAGCAGUACGUCGCGCUCGUCGAGAAGCUCAAGGCCCAGUACGGAUACGACGAGAACAAGGAGCCAGAGGCCGUUGGCAACUAA